Messenger RNA from Amaranthus tricolor (Joseph's coat), 1148 nucleotides. RefSeq names its product NAC transcription factor 25-like. Lineage: Eukaryota; Viridiplantae; Streptophyta; Magnoliopsida; Caryophyllales; Amaranthaceae. The transcript is spliced from 3 exons. Gene Ontology annotation, molecular function: DNA binding. Gene Ontology annotation, biological process: system development; regulation of DNA-templated transcription. The record is from RefSeq and is a predicted model, not a curated record. Bases 43 to 1068 code for a protein of 341 amino acids.
UUUAUUUCAUAAUAAAAAAAAGUGUAUACAAAAAAUAGUUCAAUGGAAAGUACUGAUUCUUCUAAUACUCAACCUUACCCUCAACUUCCUCCUGGUUUCCGUUUCCAUCCUACGGAUGAAGAACUUAUUGUUCAUUACCUUAAAAGGAAGGCAUCUUCUUCCCCUCUUCCCGUCUCGAUUAUCGCCGAGGUCGAUUUGUACAAGUUUGAUCCAUGGGAGCUUCCAAGUAAGGCAAUAUUUGGAGAGCAAGAAUGGUACUUUUUUAGUCCAAGAGAUAGAAAGUACCCAAAUGGGGCCAGGCCAAAUAGAGCAGCAACUUCAGGUUAUUGGAAAGCAACAGGAACUGAUAAGCCAAUAUUAGCAUCUAAUGGAAAUCAUAAAGUUGGUGUUAAGAAAGCUCUUGUUUUUUAUGGUGGUAAACCUCCAAGAGGUAUCAAAACUGAUUGGAUUAUGCAUGAAUAUCGCCUUAUGGAUGCUACUUCUUCCUCUAAAUUGCCUCAUACUCUUGUUGAUCAUUCAAAGAAAGCCUCUCUUAGGCUUGAUGAUUGGGUAUUAUGUCGAAUCUACAAGAAAAACAAUUCCCAAAGACCAUUAGAUCACGAAAGAGAUGAUCUAAUCGAAGAAAUGAUCAAACAACAAAAAUUCAUGCGAACAAUUUGUUCCAAACCUACAUCAACCGUUGGAUUAAUGAUUGAUCAUCCCAAUAAUACCAAUCACAAUCAUGAUCAACAACAUAUAUUUGAUGUAUCACAAUUAAGAACAUCAACAUCAACCCAUCAUGAUCAUCAUCAUGAUCUAUAUGGAUUAUCCUCUGAUCAUCAGAAAACAACUUCACUUUAUUGGGAUGAUCAAAUGGGGUCCGUUGGAUCAUCAUCAAGUACAAGAUUUCACCAACAAUCUGAUCAGACGGCUGGGAAUACAACUGAUGGAAAUAAUUCAUCAUUUGUUUCAAUGUUAAGUCAACUUCCUCAAGGAAUGAAUAAUACAAGUGUCCCUUUUAAUAUGGGGAACCCCUUAUUAGUUGGGAAUAUUGCUGAUGCUGUUUUAAGGCCAACAUGGAAUUCAUAGGAUUUUUCAUCAAAAUAUUUAAGUCAUUAUAUAUAUUAUAUUGAAGCAAAAUAUUCCUACAAAUGUAUUAAUUAAUUAAU